AUGGAUGACCCUCACAACCCUUACGCUGCUGCCCACAAACGGCCCAGAGGCGCCGGCGAUGCACGACCAACGGCGUUGCAGAUCAUAAAGGACAAUGAUCGCCUCUCGAAGCUCUCUGACCUCGUCAUCCUGAUCACAGGCUGCUCAAGCGGGCUGGGUGUUGAAACAGCCCGUGCAUUGGCGGCGACGGGCGCAACACUCUACCUCACGGCACGGAAUGUGCCCAAGGCCCGGGAGGCCCUUGGGCCAGAGAUCCUCUCAAACUCCCAAGUCCAUCUGCUCGAACUGGAUCUUGAUUCCCUCACGUCCGUCCGGUCCUGUGCGUCGGCCUUUCUCGCCCAGUCAUCCAAGCUCAACAUUCUCAUCACCAACGCCGGCAUCAGGCAUGUCCCGUACGCCAAAACCAAAGAUGGCUUUGAGCGCCACCUGGGCGUCAACCAUCUGGCACACUUCCUCCUCACGUACCUUCUCCUCCCGACUCUUCAGGCGUCGUCGACGAUGGCCUUCCAGUCUCGUGUUGUCGCCCUCAGCAGCACCGCGCACCGACACUCCGAUAUCCACUUUGACGACAUCAACCUUGCCAAACCCGAAGCUUACACGCCACCAACCGGCUACGCCCAGAGCAAGUUGGCAAACGUUUACAUGGCCACGGAGAUCACGAGGCGCUAUGGCUCGCCAAAGGCCGCCCUGGGUCAGCCCGGCGUCUGGGGUCUCGCGGUCCACCCGGGCGGCAUCAGAACGGGUCUGCAAGCGGCCAGUGGGGGACUGCGGGAAGUACUGAAUUGGUACUAUGCACGUAACUUCAUGAAACUGAUCAACUACAUCAAGAGCACCGAGCAGGGCGCGGCGACGACCGUGUUGGCCGCCGUCGGCGAGAGGUUUGAAGGCCGCGGCGCAAUGUACCUCGAAGACUGCGGCGAGGCUGUGCCUGUGAAACCAGGUUGGGGAUUGAUUGAUCCGGGCUAUGUCCCGGGGAGGACUGACAACGAAGAGGACGCCCGGAGGUGUUGGGCGUUGAGCUGCAAGCUCCUCAAGGUGGAAGAUGACGCAUAG
This is a messenger RNA of Exophiala spinifera, 1053 nucleotides long. RefSeq lists its product as uncharacterized. The transcript has a single exon. Lineage: Eukaryota; Fungi; Ascomycota; Eurotiomycetes; Chaetothyriales; Herpotrichiellaceae. Bases 1 to 1053 code for a protein of 350 amino acids. The record is from RefSeq and is a predicted model, not a curated record.